Molecule: messenger RNA, 3639 nt
Organism: Anguilla rostrata (American eel)
Lineage: Eukaryota; Metazoa; Chordata; Actinopteri; Anguilliformes; Anguillidae
Product: sorting nexin-6
Exons: 17
Coding region: 1916-3046 (376 amino acids)
Molecular function (GO): phosphatidylinositol binding
Source: RefSeq, a predicted model, not a curated record
GACAAAGAGCGGUAGCAUGUCGGAAAGAAGGGCAAACUUACCCUACCUGUGAAUGAAGGGAGACAACUAGUGGCGCGUGAUAUGUAUCGCCCUCAAAGACGAAUGCAGUAGUUUUGUUAUGUAUCCGCCACCGCCAGGUAUCAGUGCUCUCCAUGGACUGACGGUGCUUAAUUAUAGCCUACUGAAAUACUGUAUAUCUGAAUUGUCGGCUGUAGCAAUAGGUGAACCAGGCUACUUACUACCUGCCCCUUAACAUAUACUCACUUGCAAUUCCUCAUGACAAAAUUAAUAGAGUAAUGUUACGCUGGAUGUAAAAAAAAAAAAAAAAAAAAAAAACUGCUGCUGAGGUCAGUAAGUGUGUAAGCACUCACAAAUCUUCUUAAGAUUCCAUUUCUUGUUCAGGGGGGAUAUCUGAAUAGCUCGUGCUUCCAGAAAACUGCAUGGACACAGGCACGACAAAACACCGAAGGUUGCAGAUGCCAGUAAAGCAGGUCGAUUGAAUUAACCGGUGGUUGGACUGAAACACUUUGGUUUCAAUAAAGGGAACGCAAGUAUGUAUCAUUGUCUGUUUUACGACCACGCAAGUCAUGCUAUCCAAGCUCUGGGCUUCCGCUGUAUGUUUCUUACUAUUUUGUCUUAUAACUGAAGCAAAGAGAGACUACUACGACAUUAUCGACGUGCCACAAUCAGCAAGCGAGCGCCAGAUCAAAAAGGCCUUUCAUAAACUGGCAAUGAAGUACCACCCAGACAAGAACAACAGUCCCGAUGCUGAGGUGAUCUUUAGGGAAAUCGUUGAAGCAUAUGAGGUCCUCUCCAAUGAUGUGAAGCGGCGACGUUAUGAUGAACUCGGUCACAAGGUCUUCAAGGAAGGCUCCAAGGACGAGACCACAUUUGACUCAAACAUUUUCCAAUUCAGCUUUGAGGAAUUCUUCCAAGGUCUGGGGUUGGAAGAUGACCGGUUCUUGGACUCCCCCGAGGAUGCUUGGAGCUUUCAGAUGGGGGAUGUUGAUGAAGGUGACAUGCAUCAGGGAGGGAGUUUUUUUGACAGUGACUUCUUUUCUUUUUUUGGAGGUGAUUUUAACGAGAUGAGCUUAGACCACAGAGAGGAUGGCUUUCAAGACCCAGAGCCAAGCUUCUGCUGGAUAAAAACACUUUCGGAUGGCAGCAUCACCAGAGUUUGUGAGGAGGAUUAACUGCUGUCUUGACAAAGGGCAUCUUAAUUGUACUUAUACAUAAUUAAUUUGCCUAAAUUCUAUAUCGCCACAUCAGUAAUUCUUAUUUAGUUGGGCUGUAUACGGUAAUAUAUUGCACUAUGCCGUAAAAAUUCUGCCGUGGGAGGAAGUAUAAUAGUUUGGAUGCUGGGUUAAUAAUUCAUAGAAUACUGAUGUAAAUCUCCAAUGGGACACUGCUGUUAUGCUCUUGAGCAAACUGUUCAACCUGUAUUGCUUUUGUUUAUAUCUAGUUAUACAAAUGUAUAGUAUGUAACUUUAGCUUUGCAAGUUACUCUGUAUAAGGGUGUCUGCUAAACAAAUAAACCAUAUAAAAUGCACAAUAAAUGAGUACUACCAUUCUGGUAAUUUGUUGAGUGGAAAUGUUUAGAGACUGGAACCCAAUAGAUAGUCGACAAUCCUUCCCUUGAGGUGUACUAUUGGGUAAACUUAGUUACAGAAUAACAUGUUACUACCAUUCACAUCUGCAAAUUUCAUUACACUAGCACUUUGAUUGCUCUCUCACGGGACUGACAUGCACUUUGACCACUGAAAUUUCUGGCUCGCCUCAACAACACUCCAGCAACUAGAGCUUUUUGCCUACAGCACUGAAAGGAACAAAGCCAAACUAUUCAUUUGUUUAUAUAUUUACUUGCAAUCGCAGGAGACCUAUAUCUCCAGUAGCUGAAGAUUUCUACUUUUCUUAAAUGAUGGAGGAGGCAACUGAAACGGUGAGACCUGUCCAGAGCAUUAGCAUUCCCAGUAUCAGGGUGACUGAAGCCAUGAAGAAUGAAGACUCGCUGGUCUUUGUUGUGAGGGCCCAGGAGUUGUCUGGCAACCAGGAACAUCGAGUUGAAAGGACAUUCGAGGAUUUUGAGUGGCUGCAGCACUGCCUGUUCACACAGGAUGACGUCCCAGGGCUGCAAGGAGUCAUAUUUCCACCGCUACCCCCAAAGCCUGCUCAUUCUCAAUCAAACUUACAGCCAAAGGUUCUUCGGCAGCUUGGUUUCCUGGCGCUGGGGGAGGAUUGGAAACCCUACUGCAUUGCCCUGCAGAAAUAUCUCCAGCAGGUGGCAGCACACUCCACGCUUGGGACCAACACGGCCUGGCCCAGUUUCCUCACACACACAGAUCCCCCUGGGAAGCAGCGAAUGAGGAAAGGGCUCUUUAGUUGGCUCAGCCAGGCAGUGGAGGAGAAGAGGAAGGAGAAUCGUAAGGAUGUAGAUGAUUUUUUUCAGACUGAGAGAGAUGACAACUUGACUCUCGUGGGGCUCACCAGAACAGCAGCGGAGAAAUUCCUCGAUAUGGUGCUGACAGAACAGAAAAUUGCUGUGGCAUGUGGACACUUUUCCACUUCUUUGCACCUGGUCAUUGGGCAAGAAGAAGAUCCCAUUUUAGUGGCUUUUUCAAAGAUGUGCCUGAAGCUGUCUGAGGUUAUUGACGUUGUCAAGAAAAACUUUGAAAGUGUUGCUGACAACAACAUCUACACAUUAGGCCUGGCCCUGGACCUGAAUUUACGCUAUCAAGAGGCGAAGAAGGAAAUGCUCUUCCGAAGGACCUGUAAACUGGUGGAGUUAGAGAAUGCCAACAGGAAUGCAGAGAAAGCCAAAUCGAUCAAGAAAGCAACAAUGGAAGAAAUUAAAAAGUCUGCUGAAAAGGACUUUGACCACAUUUCUGCCGUGGCUAAGCUGGAGAUUGAGAAGUUUCACAGGAUGCGGGUGGAGGUGUUUCAGCAGUCGCUGGUGGAGUGGUGCGAGAGCCAGCUCAGCACUGCCAGGGAGCGCUGUGUCCUCCUCACCCAGCAACUCACGGCCUUCAGGCUGCUGGCCACAGAGUAGCUGUAGCACAGCACAGGCCACGCCCCUUCCAGGGCACACCCCUUCCAGACCAGGAUAAUCUGCUCCCAUUCAAUCACACCACCAGACAAUUGCUAUGACUUUAAACUCAUGAGAAUAAUACUGUUGUCCUGAACCUGCCUAGCUACCAGUCUUGCACUGGGGUUAAUGAAAGCCUCUGUCCCUAAGGCUUGAGACACACCAUUGUGCUUGUUCUUGUGGUUUAUUUGUGUUAUAUAUAGUCCUUCCCAUACAACAAUGCUUUCAUCUUUACCUGUCCGGUAUAUCUCUGCAUAUGUGUGCAGGUGAGAGGGACAAGCUGCUCUGCUGUGGUCUACUCCCAUGCGUGUUGAGGGCACCGUGGCUAUCCUUCCCCACAGUCCGAUCAGCAGACAGAAUUGUGAUAAAUUGAUUGCCGCGCUGUAGAUUUUUUCUGUUCUCUGGGUCCUCUGUUUGGAAUCCUCGUGCAAUUAAUCAGCCUGCUUUAGGCACUUUCCAAGGACACGGGCCUUCUCAAUGCUGACACUGUAAGCGUAAUUGCCGCAUUCUGUUUCCAUACACGCAAACCGUAUGCUGCCUUAUAGCACAGGAAACCA